AUGACAGCACCCCAAGGCUAUGAAAUUCCCCCUGGAAAGGUGUGUAAAUUGGAAAAAUCACUGUAUGGCCUGAAACAGGCCUCUAGGAAAUGGAAUGAGGAAUUCACUAACAAAAUGAAACUCUUUGGGUUUGAGCAAUGUAGCCAUGACCAUUGCUUGUUUAUAAAGGGUACUGGUGUGAACUUGAUUGCAUUACUUGUUUAUGUAGAUGAUAUAUUAAUCACCUCAGCCUCUGAAAAUUCAAUAAUGAUUGUUAAAAACUACUUGGAUAAGCUUUUUACUGUCAAACAUUUAGGAAAUGCUAAAUAUUUCCUAGGAUUAGAGUUAGCUCAUUCCAAACAAGGGCUAGUGGUUACACAACACAAGUAUGCACAGGAUAUUAUCAAAGAUGUGGGAUUAAAGAAUGGUAAGAACAGCACCACACCUUUGCCCCCAGGACUGAAACUCUCUGCAGAUGCAGGAGCUGCCUUAACUGAUCCCUCCAGGUACAGAAGAUUGGUUGGACGGCUCCUAUAUCUGGGAUUCACCAGACCGGACCUCUGCUAUGUAGUCCAGCAACUAAGUCAGCAUCUUCAACAACCCUGUGAAAAACACUGGGAAACUGCCAUUCAUGUUGUGAGAUACCCAAAGGGAAGUGUCUCUACUGGUUUAUUCCUACCAUCUAAUACUGAUUUUUCUCUUCGAGUUUAUUGUGAUGCAGACUGGGCUGCAUGCCAGACAACAAGAAAGUCACUUACUGGAUUUUGCAUUUUUAUGGGACAAACACCUCUUUCUUGGAAAACCAAGAAGCAAACGACUGUGGCAAGAUCAUCAGCCGAAGCUGAAUACCGUAGCAUGGCCACAACUACUUGCGAGGUGACAUGGUUGAUUUAUUUACUUAAAGUUCUGGAUAUACAAGUGAAACAACCUGUGCCAUUUUUCUGUGAUAAUAAGGCCGCAUUGCACAUUACUGCAAAUCCUGUAUUCCACGAACGGACGAAGCAUCUCGAAAUAGAUUGA
Molecule: messenger RNA, 999 nt
Organism: Sesamum indicum (sesame)
Lineage: Eukaryota; Viridiplantae; Streptophyta; Magnoliopsida; Lamiales; Pedaliaceae
Source: RefSeq, a predicted model, not a curated record